Messenger RNA from Fraxinus pennsylvanica, 300 nucleotides. Lineage: Eukaryota; Viridiplantae; Streptophyta; Magnoliopsida; Lamiales; Oleaceae. The record is from the annotation of a GenBank genome assembly.
AUGUCUAAAUCUGAAAAGAAGGAAAGGGCAGAAACUACAAUCAAAGAAAUGGGAUUACAAGAUGCCAUUAACACAAGAAUUGGAGGAUGGAGUGUAAAAGGUCUUAGCGGAAGGCAAAAGAGAAGAGUAAGCAUUUGUAUUGAAAUCUUGAUGCCUCCAAAGCUUUUCUUACUUGACGAGCCUACAGUGGAUUGGACAGUGCAGCUUUCUUACCAUUUUAUGAGUCGGAUUAACAAAAACGCCCAACAAGACAAAAGAACUGUAAUUGAGUCCAUUCAUCAGCCAAGUAGAAGUAUUUAG